AUGUGGCUUUGUUUGGUACCCGGUGGACACGAUCGCACUACCGUUCGUACGUGCACGAGAUGCGUAACAGUUCUGGGGCGGUGUACAGAAUCCGCUUCGGUGGCACGGGGUUUACGCAGGCUGUGCGCACCCGGGGAGCUCGUCUUGAACAGAGUACGACGACCGGAGCGGCGCAGUGUGUCGUUUCCGGUGGCAGCAGGAGCAGCAGCUUCUGCUCAUGCCUUGCGCUGUGUCUAUGAACAGAGUGAAGAAUCAAAAAGCUUCGGUCUGAACGCCGUUGAUGAUCGUGUUCUCGGAGCUGUGGAGUCGCUAGGAGGCAGGGUCACCGUCGCAGACGUGGCGGCUCGCACUGGGUUAGGCCUCCCGACCGCACAGCGCUGCCUUGUCGCGCUUGCAAACGUCGCUGGUGGGCACCUAGAAGUAUCGCGUGAUGGCGAGCUCGUAUACGCAUUUCCGUCCAACGUUCGCCGUGUGCUUCUUCAAGAGAGUAUCAUUUUUGCGCUGCGCAAUCGUUGGGAAAAGAUCUCACCGUUCCUGAACUAUCUCGUGCGCAUAUCGUUUGGCAUUUUACUCAUUGCGUCCAUCUUCAUUAUCUACACCAGUAUUGUUGCGAUAUCGAGCUCUGUCCAAAGUCGCGAGGAUGACCGCCGCUCGAGCUAUAAUCGCAGCUACGGUGGGGGUAGUCUCUACGUCUGGAUGGGCCCCAGUCCAUUUGACCUUAUCUUCUACGCAAAUCAUGGAUAUUCGGGACGCAGGCGCGAAGGGGGCAUGUCAUUUCUCGAAAGCAUCUUCUCUUUCCUGUUCGGCGACGGGAACCCGAACGCCGAUCUGGAAACCUACCGCUGGAGGAGGAUCGGAGAAACGAUUCGUCGGCUGGGCGGUGCCGUCACCGCAGAGCAAAUCGCACCGUUGCUCGAUGUCCCUGAACCGCCCGAGUCGCGAGGCGCUGUUUAUGUUGACGAAUCUUUCAUGCUGCCAGUGCUUGAGAGGUUCGGCGGUAGACCCGAAGUAACCGACGACGGCGAUAUUGUGUACGUUUUUCCUGAUUUGCUGAAUACCGUAUCGGGAAGUGGCUCCACGUCCGGUUCAGCGUCAAGUGAGCAGAGCCACUACGACAAGGGCUACAUCGAGGAGCAGGAAUAUGUGUUUUCCAAGGCCUCAUCUGGCCAGAUUCUGGGGGCAGCAGGUCUUGGAGUUCUAAAUCUGCUCGGUGCAGUGACGCUUGGGGAGUAUAUGGCUCAGCUGAGAGCAGUACCGCUUCCGUUUCUGAAGUGGUUGUACCCUCCGCUCUUGGCCUAUGCGCUCGCUUUUCUGAUCAUUCCUGCUGUAAGGUGGUAUCGCCAGCGGAAAGAGAAUGAGCGCAUUCAGCGGCGAAAUCGUGCCCGAAAGGCCUGGUAUCAGCUUUUACAGAAGCGGGACCCGAAUGUACUUCGUAAGCUGGAGAGCGCUCGCUAUUUGCGCUCCAAUCUGAGGAAGAUCCAAGCAGAGGAUAUAACGUACACAACGGCAAAGAGUUUAAUCGAGCAAAACCAGGAGCUUUUGGAUGAUUUCGACAAGAAGUUGCACUAA
Messenger RNA from Cyanidioschyzon merolae strain 10D, 1569 nucleotides. RefSeq lists its product as hypothetical. Bases 1 to 1569 code for a protein of 522 amino acids. The record is from RefSeq and is a predicted model, not a curated record. Gene Ontology annotation, molecular function: DNA binding. Gene Ontology annotation, biological process: regulation of DNA-templated transcription. NCBI's taxonomy places the organism in Eukaryota, Rhodophyta, Bangiophyceae, Cyanidiales, Cyanidiaceae. The transcript has a single exon.